AUGGAUGACAGUGAAAGAUUAUUUCAAUGGGCUAUUACCGAAUACGAAUUGAUCGAUAUUCCUAUAGGAAGAUUAAAAAAUAAGAAAAGGAUAGGAAAAGGAGCAUUCGGUUACGUGUAUAAAUGCAAUAUUGACGGAGCUUCUAGAAUGGUGGCAAUAAAAGAAAUAACUCUUGGCGACAAAGAUGGCGAUACAUCUAUUACAUCCUUCCUUAAUGAGUUAAAAUUACAUAGCAGGGCCAAAAACCAUCGUAUUAUUGAGUUAUUUGGAAUGGGCUAUGAUAAAAAUCAAGAUAUAUGCUACCUUGUGAUGGAACUUGCCGAGUAUCAUUUAAGGGAGUAUUUAACAAGCAAAAGAGACGAACUUCGAUGGGAUAAAAAAAUAGAACUCGCAACUCAAUUAACAGAGGGAUUGUCUUACAUUCAUAAAGUGAUGAAUGUAGCACACCGUGAUUUG
Molecule: messenger RNA, 456 nt
Organism: Acaulospora morrowiae
Lineage: Eukaryota; Fungi; Glomeromycota; Glomeromycetes; Diversisporales; Acaulosporaceae
Source: the annotation of a GenBank genome assembly